UUAAAAGUGUCAUGGCCGCCAAGGAUAAGAUUCGUCACCUCACGUUGAUUUAGAUUGAUUAUUUUCCGUUUUUUGUCGCCGCAGAAUGGUUAGAAUUUUAGCGAACGGCGAAAUCGUGCAGGACGACGAUCCGAGAGUACGGAGACCCAACCAGCAAAAUCAGCAGGCCCCAAGAAGACAGGGGUACAUCCGGCACGAGGAGAAUCCGAACGUUGGACCAGGUGGGCAGCAUGUGCAGCAGGUGUCCAUGUUCGAUGCGAUAAACCAGAAACUUUUGGCACUGGGCAUCCCUCGUUUUCAGCUCGCGGGCACGACGGUGGAACCGAUCGCGACGGUUGGGGUGGUUCUGGUGUUCCUGCUGAUGGGAGUGAGAGGACUUCUGUUCAUCGGGCUGCUGUUUGGGGUGUCGUACCUCAGCAGGCAACAGUGAGAACUGGCUGAAAAUAACAUCGUAUCGCACAUUCUUAUACCUGCCCUCCCCC
Molecule: messenger RNA, 482 nt
Organism: Branchiostoma belcheri (Belcher's lancelet)
Lineage: Eukaryota; Metazoa; Chordata; Leptocardii; Amphioxiformes; Branchiostomatidae
Exons: 2
Coding region: 86-430 (114 amino acids)
Cellular component (GO): intracellular membrane-bounded organelle
Source: RefSeq, a predicted model, not a curated record